Messenger RNA from Aspergillus alliaceus, 1418 nucleotides. Its product is annotated as putative mitochondrial phosphate carrier protein. Gene Ontology annotation, cellular component: mitochondrial inner membrane. NCBI's taxonomy places the organism in Eukaryota, Fungi, Ascomycota, Eurotiomycetes, Eurotiales, Aspergillaceae. Gene Ontology annotation, biological process: mitochondrial phosphate ion transmembrane transport. Gene Ontology annotation, molecular function: phosphate transmembrane transporter activity. Bases 1 to 1146 code for a protein of 381 amino acids. The record is from RefSeq and is a predicted model, not a curated record. The transcript has 6 exons.
AUGUUUCCUUCCGAAGAAAUCAUCAGCAGUACCUUUUCCUCCCAGCAUCCCCUGAGUCGAACCGGACAGCAGUCGCAACUUUCGGGGGCUCCGGGUAUGGGAAGGCAAGAUCCUUUUCCAGCAUGGAGUGUGGUCGAAGAUACCAAAAAGAAGGCUGAUGCUUUCGCACGGGAGGCAUCACGGGAGCUUAACAUUGCAAGCCAAAAGGCCCAGGCCACGACUGGCAAAAUUGAACCGUUUACUGUCAAGUAUUAUGCCGCUUGUACAGUCGGUGGACUUCUUGCUUGCGGUCUCACCCACACGGCCGUGACGCCACUGGAUCUUAUCAAAUGCCGACGCCAAGUUGACCCCCAGCUUUACAAGGGCAACCUUGAGGGUUUUCGUACGAUUCGCGCCGCGGAGGGCUUUAGAGGGGUGUUUACUGGCUGGGGACCAACUUUCUUUGGAUAUAGUGCCCAAGGAGCAUUCAAGUACGGAGGCUAUGAAUUCUUCAAGAAAUUCUACAGUGAUCUUGUUGGUGUGGAGAACGCGAAUCGCUGGAAGACGUCCCUCUACCUCACAGCUAGUGCAUCGGCAGAGCUUAUUGCUGAUGUCGCGCUCUGUCCAUUUGAGGCUGUCAAGGUUCGUAUGCAGACAACGAUCCCACCUGAUAUCCGAUCGACCUUUACUGGAAUUUCCAACGUCGUGUCGAAGGAAGGGGUGGCUGGUCUUUACAAGGGUCUCUAUCCGCUCUGGGGUCGACAGAUCCCGUACACCAUGAUGAAGUUUGCUUCGUUCGAGACAAUUGUGGAGAUGAUCUAUAAAAACCUACCUGGCCAGAAAUCCGAUUACAACAAAGGUGCACAAACCUUGGUGGCCUUUACUGGUGGCUACUUGGCUGGUAUUCUUUGCGCUGUCGUGUCCCAUCCCGCCGAUGUAAUGGUGAGUAAACUGAAUGCAAAUCGGCAGGCUGGUGAGGCAUUUGGCGCCGCGAUGAGCAGGAUCUACAAGGAUAUCGGUUUCGCUGGUCUAUGGAAUGGACUUCCUGUCAGGAUUGUCAUGAUCGGAACCUUGACUGGUUUGCAAUGGAUGAUAUACGAUUCAUUCAAGAUCUUCAUGGGCCUUCCCACAACCGGUGGAGGACCUGCCGCUGAACAGAAGAAGUAGAAGCGAUUAGGUGGAACCUACCCUGUUCCUGGUCCCUGAGUAUCUUACUGCUGUAGGAGCGUAGCAUCGAUGGUUUAAAAUCCCACAGAAUGGUAAUGCGGAGGGAAAUCGGUGUAUAGUGUUCAUCAGUGGAUUUCUACUGAGUAGUAAUCCCCCUAUAUCUUUUUCCAACUAUCUUCCAAUACUAGUCCUUUUUCCCUAGUCAAGAUGGCGCCUUUUCCGCAGGAUGGGUUAUCAAGUAUCGUUAGUCACGCACCGGACCAAUGACUUGC